Messenger RNA from Cyprinodon tularosa, 1344 nucleotides. Its product is annotated as keratinocyte proline-rich protein-like. NCBI's taxonomy places the organism in Eukaryota, Metazoa, Chordata, Actinopteri, Cyprinodontiformes, Cyprinodontidae. The record is from RefSeq and is a predicted model, not a curated record. Bases 1 to 1344 code for a protein of 447 amino acids. The transcript has a single exon.
AUGCAGCAGUGGAAAACGAGGCCGGAUCCAAACCCAGUAAAAGGUUCUGCUUUCUGCUCCGCUUCACCAUACAGAACCAGCCAUGCAGAACCAGCCAUGCAGAACCAGCCAUGCAGAAGCAGCCAUGCAGAACCAGCCAUGCAGAACCAACCAUGCAGAACCAGCCAUGCAGAACCAACCAUGCAGAACCAGCCAUGCAGAACCAGCCAUGCAGAACCAGCCAUGCAGAACCAGCCAUGCAGAACCAACCAUGCAGAACCAGCCAUGCAGAACCAGCCAUGCAGAACCAGCCAUGCAGAACCAGCCAUGCAGAACCAGCCAUGCAGAAGCAGCCAUGCAGAAGCAGCCAUGCAGAACCAACCAUGCAGAACCAACCAUGCAGAACCAGCCAUGCAGAACCAGCCAUGCAGAACCAACCAUGCAGAACCAGCCAUGCAGAACCAGCCAUGCAGAACCAGCCAUGCAGAACCAGCCAUGCAGAACCAACCAUGCAGAACCAACCAUGCAGAACCAGCCAUGCAGAACCAGCCAUGCAGAACCAGCCAUGCAGAACCAGCCAUGCAGAAGCAGCCAUGCAGAAGCAGCCAUGCAGAACCAACCAUGCAGAACCAGCCAUGCAGAACCAACCAUGCAGAACCAGCCAUGCAGAACCAGCCAUGCAGAACCAACCAUGCAGAACCAGCCAUGCAGAACCAACCAUGCAGAACCAGCCAUGCAGAACCAGCCAUGCAGAACCAGCCAUGCAGAAGCAGCCAUGCAGAAGCAGCCAUGCAGAAGCAGCCAUGCAGAACCAACCAUGCAGAACCAGCCAUGCAGAACCAACCAUGCAGAACCAGCCAUGCAGAACCAGCCAUGCAGAACCAACCAUGCAGAACCAGCCAUGCAGAAGCAGCCAUGCAGAACCAGCCAUGCAGAAGCAGCCAUGCAGAACCAACCAUGCAGAACCAGCCAUGCAGAACCAGCCAUGCAGAACCAACCAUGCAGAACCAGCCAUGCAGAAGCAGCCAUGCAGAACCAACCAUGCAGAACCAGCCAUGCAGAAGCAGCCAUGCAGAACCAGCCAUGCAGAACCAGCCAUGCAGAACCAGCCAUGCAGAACCAGCCAUGCAGAACCAACCAUGCAGAACCAGCCAUGCAGAACCAACCAUGCAGAACCAGCCAUGCAGAACCAGCCAUGCAGAACCAACCAUGCAGAACCAGCCAUGCAGAACCAACCAUGCAGAACCAGCCAUGCAGAACCAGCCAUGCAGAACCAGCCAUGCAGAACCAGCCAUGCAGAACCAGCCAUGCAGAACCAGCCAUGCAGAAAAUCUGCUGGAAAAUGUCCAAAUUUCAAAAAUUUAG